This is a messenger RNA of Phytophthora sojae, 1074 nucleotides long. RefSeq lists its product as hypothetical. The coding region runs from base 1 to 1074 and encodes 357 amino acids. Lineage: Eukaryota; Oomycota; Peronosporomycetes; Peronosporales; Peronosporaceae. The transcript has a single exon. The record is from RefSeq and is a predicted model, not a curated record.
AUGUCCAGCUUUAUCAAACUCGACAGCACCAAUCUGGUACAAGAUGGAACCAAUUCAACCUGGAAAUACUCCUUUCCCGGAUCGGCGGCUGACCUCCGCGAUGUAGUAUGUGCCAUUCAAUCGAUUUCGAUUUGCAUUGAAUCAAUGUUAUACUCGAUGUAUGACAGCGAGUAUAACAUUGAUUCAAUGCAAUUUCAGAACACAACGUUCAAAAUUGAAGUACCUACCGCUGCAACUACAUCCACAAUCAGUGUAUCCCUCCCUGAUAGUAUUUAUUCGUAUGACGAUAUCAACCGAAGCAUUCAGACUGCUCUUGUCAAUGCUGGGGCGUAUCUAAUCGAUCCGUCGGGGGAUAACGUAUUCUAUAUCAAAAUGAGUGCUAACAGUGUCUAUUACGCUUCUCAGCUUGAUUUCUCGCCUACGCCUACAACUCUACCAACUACCGGUGGAACAUGGACCAGACCUACCUCCGGUUUAUACUCCUCUGGUGGUACUGGAUUGCCGACUACUACCCGCGUUCCUCGACUGAUCAUCGAUAAUGCUGAAUUCGGUAAAGUUGUUGGUCUCACAGCGGGUACAUACCCCUCCACAUCAGCUACUGUUGCAAGUGCUCAGCUAUCGAACAUCAUUCCUCAGAUUCACCCGACCAGUUCCUACAUCGUUCGUUGCGAUCUGAUCAAAAACGAAUACGUGGCUUCUGGUGAUAUUGUCAGUGCUUUUGAUAGAGGUGAUGCCGCUAUUGGAAAGGUCAUUUCAUACAAACCGAGCCAGUAUGCGUGGAUGAACUGUCAUAAUGGCGCUCGAGCUAGUAUUACACUCAGUAUCUAUAAACAAAAUGAUAAAAAAGUGAUUUUCAGAGAUACGUCGGUAUCCAUCAUGCUUCUGAUUCGUCCAAAAAAAGACAUCCGGAGUAUUUUUUUAGGGCGGCUACAACGUAAACGAACCACCAGUCUUACGACGUGCCCUGAGCGCAGCCAUCUUAGCCUUCAUCUCUGGCGAACCCUUCGCUGGACGUUUCUUUGCUACGCCUACACCAUAGCGGCGACGAACCUCCUUUCGCACAGAUCUGAUUAG